AUGGCUAUUGUCUACGGAUUGCCCACAGUGGCUUCCACAGUAGCAGCAGCGCCUUCACUUUACCUUCCCCUUCCUGAAUGGGUUCCAGCCAUCGCCACCCUCUUCCCUCCUCUAACAGCACUGGCACUAUAUCUUGCCAAUAAACUCGCCCAACCUGCUGCAGAUAAUCGCCAGUCAUCUAGCCCUUGGCGAAGACUCUUUCCCGUUAUCAACCACCUCCAAUCUAUCAUAACCACAAUCAUCGCCACCGUAGCCCUCGCCUAUCUAUACCCAGAGAGCAUCACAACCUGCCGACUAGAGCAGGAAUGGCAGUCAUACUUCCGCGCGAAAGAUGCUCAACCGAUCCGUGCUAUUCAGGACGAAUUCCGCUGCUGCGGAUUCCGGAGUAUCCAUGACCGAGCGUGGCCGUUCAAGGAUAAGACCACCGGGGAUGAUGCUUGUGAGGUACAAUUCAAUUACGGGACAAGCUGUCUGGUCCCGUGGAGACAGCAGCAGCAGAGUGCUUCGUGGAUGGUUUUUGCAGCUGCUAUUUUGACUCUACUCAUGAAGGUCUGUGUUGCGUUGUAUCAGGCCCUGCGUCAGCGACCGAGCUGGAUGACAAUGCAGUUUGGCAGACAGACACGCAGUCAGCAGCGGAUCACGCACGCUGCGCUGGAGGAUGAAGACACCAACGAUGACGCGGAGGAGGGGCAGCGGGGAGCGUUCCUGCCUCGUGCGGGUCCAAGGUUUGACAAUGAGUGGAAUGAUCGGUAG
Messenger RNA from Aspergillus piperis CBS 112811, 753 nucleotides. Its product is annotated as tetraspanin Tsp3. The transcript has 4 exons. The record is from RefSeq and is a predicted model, not a curated record. Lineage: Eukaryota; Fungi; Ascomycota; Eurotiomycetes; Eurotiales; Aspergillaceae. Bases 1 to 753 code for a protein of 250 amino acids.